AGUUAUGAAAUAUAAUAACAAAACUAAAGCGAAUUGCACAUUUGAUGAUGUUCAAUCCAAUGAGCUAAUAUUUGAACGUUUAAUAUUUAAAUACUCAUAAAAAACACAAGGACAUUAUUGAGGAAUUCAGAAUGUACUGACGAUGAUAAUGUAUACGAUAAAACUGCAUCUGUAAAAUAGAAGCUACUGUUUGAUCUGUUAAUAGAUUUCUGACAUUUGGUUUGAAAGAAGCGGUUUUGAAAUGUAUUCAUCAAAGAUGAAAUUCCUGAUUUUUCUGUAUAGUUUUGGAAUAGUUUGUUCACAAAGGUCCCCAUUGCGUCAGCUGCAAAUGGCUAAUAUGCUUCAAACAAGAAACAACCUCUUACAACAAGCUAUGCUUCAAAAUCUACGUAAUCCAGCCGUUUCACAGGGUGCCACUCCGAGUGUUAGUCAGAGUGUCCGACUGGUCAACCAGUUAAACCGAAUGACCCAGAAUAUGAUGAAUAAUUUAAAUGGUGGCACGCGCGCAGCAGCGCCGUCUUUAGGUGCAAAUAAUCUAAUUCCAGUGGACGUGUUGCUACGGCAACAAAGAAACUUGCAAGCCCAGAUGUUACAAAAUAUGCAAAACACUCAAAAUGUUAAUUCGAAUAUACCAAUCACUCAAAAUACUGGAUUUAAUCAAAAUCCGAAUGUUAAUACUCAAAGUACACAACAAACUACGGGUACUAAUGACGUCACAGUAGUCGUAGUACCGCGAAAUAACACCACUUUUCAAAACGUACAAACAGGCAACUCAAAUAUUCCUCAAACAUCGGACGUAAAUCCUUUUACUGCAAGCACUGGUAAUACAACAUUUGAAGACAUAUUUACCAAUUUUGGAGGUUUCAGUUUUCCAAGUACAUCAGCUGACUUCUGGACCGGAAGAACCGAUGCAAUAGGCAGUUCAACCGGAAGUAACAGACAGCCGACUGACGUUCCUUCCAGUAUAGUCCCAUCUACUGGUGGUUUUACAAACCUUAACAAUAGACAGACUACAGGUCAACGAACUACUUUCGAUCCAGCAACUGGAAUUACAUUUGGAAGCGGAUUUACCGUUGACCAACAGACGAAUUCAGGCACCGAUUCAAACACAGGAGUAAAUACUAGAACUGGCGGAACUACUUUUGGCAGAGGAACGAUAAGUGAAGUAGGAUCGACUUUCGACACGAGUCAGUCAAGCAGCGGAUCUACUAUUGGUGGAGGAAUUUCAACUGCACCGCAGACAUUUGGAAUAAAUUUGCCAGGUGGAUUUAGAAGCAACCAACCGACGACGGUCGGGGCUGGGACUUCGAGUGGUGCAACCAGUAUGAAUACUGGCGGAACGACAGGAACCAGGCAACCUGCUAUUGCUCCGGACGCACUGUCUUGUACAGAAGAGUACCAGAAGAUUCCUGGACACACCUUGUGUAUGACCGAUUCUUCACUGCUGACCAAAGCCGGCGUUAAUAUAGACGAUAGAUUGAGAAUCACACAAAUACACAACAGUCUCCGGGCCAGCGUUCAACCCCCUGCUGCCGACCUCGUUUCCCUGCAAUGGGAUGAUCGCGUAGCCGCAGUAGCACAGAAAUGGGCAAAACAGUGCAAACUGGCACAUGAUACAGAGAGAACAGUCCCAGAAAUGGGAAUGUCUUUUGGCCAGAAUGUAGCUGUAGGGUUUGAAACGUGGCCAGAAGCUAUACAAAUGUGGUAUGAUGAAAUUAGCGUGUACAGAUAUGGGCUCGAGCCAGAUUCAUACCUGGGUAAAGAUGGAUGGAGACAAAUAGCACACUUCACACAGAUAGUACAGAAUGGUACGUAUCUGAUUGGGUGUGGUUACGCCGAGUGCCCGGAGACCCAGUACGUGCGAUAUUACGUGUGUAACUACGCUGCAGGGCAAACCGACCUAGCUUACCCAUAUACUGCUGGGUUAAGAUGCGAGAGUUGUCCGAAUAAUUGUAUCAACGGGUUAUGUGAUUGCGGAGGACUAGUGUGUUAUAAUGGAGGCACUUUAGAUGAAAGCUCGUGCAAAUGCGAAUGUUCUAAACCUUAUACCGGCGAGAGAUGUGAAAUAAUUGACUGCCCCGUUAGCGACAACUGGAUCUGCGGCCGUGACUGGCCACCAAGCUAUUGUGAAAGAUUCUACAACGUACCCGAGGAAUGUCCUUACAUGUGUGGGAUUUGUGGUGAUGGAACAGCUAUCACGAAUGUAGUUACCACGCCGAACAUUACAACAUUUACGUCAUCGUUCGGAUGCCGCUACACUGGGGUCCGGGACGACGAAGCAUCUUGUAGAAACUACGGAGAAAAUGGUAACGAUAUGAGAAUGUGUUCAAGUCAGGGAGGAACGGUGGGCUGCGGAGAAUGUGACCGAUACUUUAACAUAAAGAGAGACUACUGCCCAGUCAUGUGCGGCCUCUGCGACCCUCCAUGCGCGGGCAAGAGAUGUAGUAAUGGAGGAACAUUGGACACGAACACGUGCGCUUGUAGCUGCAGAAAACCUUUCACUGGUGACACGUGUGAAUUUGCUCAGUGCCCAAUCAAUGGCGACCCUGGGUUUUGUCGAUUCUGGCCGCCAAGAUAUUGUCAGAUGUAUUACAAUGUACCCGAGGAGUGUCCCUACAUGUGUGGCAUCUGUAAAACGGAAAAUGCCCAAGUAAGCGUAAUGGGAACGCCCGAACGCCGAGGACAGCCACUGAACAACCCCGUUAUUAAUACCCGGGCAAGACCUAAACGUUUAACAGAUGCUGCAGAAACUCGUCGAAAACGAUGAAGAAGUAAAUAAAAACAACUCAGAUCUGAUUUGUGAACUGUUCUUUGAACAUAGAGAGUGUAAUUUAUAAAAGUUACAAAAUAUUUGAUCAUGUUAUAUUUAUUUGUAUUUGAGUUAAUGUGGUCAAAACUUGUACGUACUGUUAAAAAGUACUUGUCCACAGUUUAGGUGAAGAAUUCCAAUAUCUGCUUUUGUUGUGGGUCCGUAACAGCUUCGGUUAUUUUCGUAUAAGUACGUAUUACAACGUACAAUGUUUUAUUCGUACGCUGUUUCGACUUGUGCGUCGGAGAUGGAGAGUCACUUGGCUCUCCGAGUCGACGAAACAGGUGAAAAACUCUAACGUAGAUCUACGUAAUCACACGAAAAUUGCCAACAUCCGUUACGGGUCCAGUACUAUAAAUGAAUUACUGAGAGGUGCAUGUAAUCAGAAUUGAUAAUCGGUAAUAAAAUGUACUAAAUUAUA
Messenger RNA from Mercenaria mercenaria, 3230 nucleotides. RefSeq lists its product as uncharacterized. Bases 242 to 2767 code for a protein of 841 amino acids. NCBI's taxonomy places the organism in Eukaryota, Metazoa, Mollusca, Bivalvia, Venerida, Veneridae. The transcript has 13 exons. The record is from RefSeq and is a predicted model, not a curated record.